CCUCAAAGUUUUCAGUUUCUUGUUGUAGCUGAAAGGCAACUUGUCGGCUCUGAGAUGAGUGCUGCAGAGCCUGCAGAGGCUAUUGUGGGCAUGCUCAGUACCACAGACAGUCUGCAGGAGGGCGAGAUGGGUAAAAAGCUCCAAGAAAAAAUUUUCAGAAUCGUCUCCCCCAUGUCUCCUGCUAGGCUUUACUGCUGCUAUGCAGUGAUCAUUGUCCUCACUGGAGCUGUGAUUGUACUUUCUGUUGCUCUGUCAUUGUCAGAAAGAAGCCAACAACAGGUCUCAAUCAAAAAAACGUGUGCUCCUUGCCCAAGAAACUGGAUUGGAGCUCAGAAUAAAUGUUUCUAUUUUUCUGAAGACACAAGUACUUGGACAUUAAGUCAGAAAUUCUGCCUGGAACAAAAGGCCCAGUUAGCUCGAUUUGACAACAUGGAGGAGCUGUAUUUCCUGAAAAGAUACAAAGGAACCUCUGACUACUGGAUUGGCCUGCACAGAGAGUCACCAGAGCACUCUUGGAGGUGGAUGGACAACACAGAAUAUAACAGCUCGGUUCCCAUUCGAGGAGUGGAAAAACAUGCCUACCUGAGCAGCAACAAGAUCAGCAGUGCCAGGAUCUAUGCAGAGAAGAGAUGGAUCUGUAGCAAGCCCAACAGCUAUAUCCUCCAAUGCCAAAUUCCUUGAGCUUCUUCCUAGUCUUUGUUAGGAAAUGUUUUGUAACCUGUAUCAACGGUGCUGCUCUAUCUGCUAUCUUCCAACACUGUUAUAAAAAAAAAAACUGAAUAUUUGUUGAUAUCACAACCGAAAAUCAUCUUGGAGAAUGGCACAUACAAGGGAUUAGAACAGCAGUGAUGCUUCUAAAAUGGGUGCUGGCACUCAUGACUUAAGCCUCAGUACAAUUAUUUAUUUUUUAUGCAUUUUUUAUUUUUUAUGUAAUUUAUUUAAUUUUCAUUUCAUUUUUCUGUAAUUUUAUGAUAUGAAGUUUUGCUGCAGACCAUCUUCCUUAUGAGAAUAUUGGACCACCAACAUGAGUUCUCCAAUGUGCACUUAGCCUUGCACUUUAACAAUGAAAAGCAGCAGGCAGUGGUGGUAGAGGCGGCAAGGCCCAUUAAUCCCAGGGGCUUUUACAGUUUCUUUUCUCACUUUAUGUUUCCAAGACAGAGUUUCUCUGUGUAGCUUUGGCUGUCCUGGAACUCACUCUGUAGACUAGGCUAUCUUGAACUCACAUUUAUCUGCUUGCCUCUGCCUCUCAAGCACUGGAAUCAAAGGAGUGUGCCACCACUGCUGGUCAUAAAUUUUAUUUUUAAUAAGGUCUUUCCACUUGACCUGAACCUGUGACGCUUUGCAAGCACCAGAGACCAUACAUUCUGCUGUUCAGUUUUAAACUGCAAAUACCUUUCAAAGACUUCAUUGUGUUUUUUGUUAUAUCUAUACUCUUAUUUAUUAAAAGAAUAAAGAAUACCUCAUUUUGGAAAA
This is a messenger RNA of Myodes glareolus (Bank vole), 1473 nucleotides long. The record is from RefSeq and is a predicted model, not a curated record. Lineage: Eukaryota; Metazoa; Chordata; Mammalia; Rodentia; Cricetidae.